GAGAGAAAGAGAAAGAGAGAGGGGGUGGCUGGAGGAGAGAAUGGGAGGGUAAGCAGCUGCUACCCAGUCAAUUUUCAAACCAGUCGCUGCCUCUUGAUUAUACACACGUUUUGUGUCGCCUGGCGGAGCAUAUCAACCGGACAACAAAGGACACUCUGCCACCAUCCUAACUGCGACAAGCCCACUGAACUCCAGUGUUUUCUUUUCGCAUCUGCCUGGAAGUAGUGCAUCAGUUCAGACUGGAGGUCACAGUGACAGAAGCGUUGAUUGCUCGCGUUGACAGUACAGCCGUACUCGUCAGCUUAGGCAGCGAAAUGGAGAUGGAGCACUUCGACGAUCGGGACAAAGGUCAGAGGCACGGCCGGUCCAACGCUAAGAUGAACGGGGUGCCUAGCCCCACGCACAGCGCCCACUGCAGCCUGUACCGGACCAGGACCCUGAAGACUCUGAGUGCUGAGAAGAGGGCCAAGAAAGUUCGCUUCUACCGCAACGGGGACCGCUACUUCAACGGGAUCGUGUACGCCAUCUCCUCAGAUAGGUUCCGGACCUUUGACGCGCUGCUGGCCGACCUGACCCGCUCUUUGUCUGACAACGUCAACUUGCCCCAGGGGGUCCGGACAAUCUACACCCUGGAUGGCAAGAAGAUCGCUAGUAUUGAUCAGCUGGUAGAAGGUGAAAGCUACGUCUGCAGCUCCAUUGAGGCCUACAAAAAGCUGGAUUACACUAAAAACGUAAACCCCAACUGGUCAGUGAAUGUCAAGGCCUCGUCCUCUUCAUCACGUGGGCCUCCAUCCCUGAGCUGUGCCACAGCUUGUGCCUCAGACGGCCGCGAAGGGAAGGACUUCAUUCGUCCAAAGCUAGUAACGGUGGUUCGAAGUGGAGUUAAGCCUCGCAAAGCCGUGAGGAUCUUGCUGAAUAAGAAAACAGCCCACUCCUAUGAGCAGGUUCUAACCGAUAUCACAGAUGCCAUCAAGCUCGACUCUGGGGUGGUGAAGAAAAUCUACACGUUGGAGGGCAAACUGGUUGCAUGUCUGCAGGACUUCUUUGGUGAGGAGGAUAUUUUUGUGGCCUGUGGACCAGAGAAGUUCCGCUACCAUGACGACUUGAUGUUGGAUGAGAGUGGUAAGGGAAAAGAGUGCCGCAUGAUGAAGUCAGUGACCUAUGGCAAGAUGUCAGGCUCAGGCUCUGUCAAUCGAUGCUCUCCCAGGACUGUCAUCCAAUCACAUCGCAGCAAGUCCCCAGCUUCUGUGAACGGGACGCCGGCCAGUCAGCAGUCCACUCCUCAUUCGGGGAAAUCUCCCACCCCCUCCCCGACCAGCCCAGGCAGCCUCAGCCGACGCCAGGGGUCACUGGGUUCCUCCACCUCUGUGUCUUCCGCCCAGGUUUCCAGCCCAGCGGAAGACAGCAAUGACAUCAAUCCUGAAGCUGAGAUUCUCCAGGACGAAGUUCCUGCUGUGCCGUCCUACAUAUCGGACCGCUACAGGGUGGGCCGGAUGCUGGGUGACGGGAACUUUGCAGUUGUGCGCGAAUGCGUGGAGCUCUCUACAGGAAGGGAGUACGCUCUGAAGAUCAUCAACAAGGGCAAAUGCAGAGGCAAGGAACACAUGAUUCAGAAUGAGGUGGCCAUCCUCCGCAGGGUCAAGCACCCAAAUAUUGUUUUACUCAUUGAGGAAGUGGACACUUAUAAUGAGCUUUACCUGGUCAUGGAACUGGUCAAGGGGGGAGAUCUGUUCGACGCCAUCACCUCUGCCAACAGAUACACGGAGAGGGAUGCCAGUGGGAUGCUCUACAAUCUGGCCAACGCCAUCAAAUACCUCCACAGCCUCAACAUCGUGCACAGAGACAUCAAACCAGAAAACCUGCUGGUGUAUGAACACGCAGAUGGCAGCAAAAGUCUGAAACUGGGAGACUUUGGUUUGGCGACGGUGGUGGACGGACCCCUCUACACGGUCUGCGGGACGCCAACAUAUGUAGCACCUGAAAUUAUUGCAGAGACAGGGUACGGCCUUAAGGUGGACAUCUGGGCAGCUGGAGUCAUCACCUACAUCCUACUGUGUGGUUUCCCACCUUUUCGAGGGAGCAGUGAGGAUCAAGAAGCCCUUUUUGAUCAGAUACUGAUGGGGCAGCUUGAAUUUCCUCUUCCGUACUGGGACAACGUGUCAGAGACAGCGAAGGAUCUGAUCCGGUCCAUGCUGGAGGUGGAGGUGGACCAGAGAUACACUGCCCUGCAGGUGCUGGAGCAUCCUUGGGUUACUAAUGAGGGUCUGUGUGAAAACGAACACCAGCUGUCUGUAGCGGGAAAGAUAAAGAAGCACUUCAACACCGGGCUCAAGGUCAACGACACCAACGCGGGGGUGUCAGUCAUUUCUGCCACCCCUCUUGAUAAGGAGGGGCAGGUUCUCAGACGAGGACGCCACCCGAAUGUGAAGCCGUUGCCUUUGCAGAUGAUCCAGACUGUGAACGCAGAAAUGACAGCGAGGGCACUCCGGCCGGAGCCUCCCAGUUGCCUCCCCGGCUUGCCCGCAGACCCUCCCUGUCCGACCCCUGACUCUUGCUCCGACCCCUCCUCGGAUCCAAGCCCCCUGUCGGACUCAGAUGAUGUCUCCAUCAGCUCGGUCAGCACCGUCUGCUCCCCCAGCUCACCCUUCUAGCGAUUAGACGGAGGGGGAGGAGGAGGAGAAGCAAGGAGGAAAUCCUCGUCCAGCUCCUCCUGUAUAGAGGAGAAGGAAGAGGAGGAAAAGGAGGUGAUCCCCCCACACCUGACUGUGGGGUCAUUGCAGAUAACUGUGGAGAAAAGACAAUUAAGAGAGAAUUUUUAAAACCCCCUGAAUCCAUCUAUCCAAUUCAAGAGGAGAGAUUGAUGGAGGGGUGGAAGUGGAAAGAUGGACUUCCUUUUGUUUCUUUUGAACAUUUUCUCAUCUGAGCACAUGUCGAGCUCAAGGAGCAAGAAAGGGCGUGAAUUGUUUGCCUUUCGGUGAUGAUCCGGGCCAAACAUGGAAACUUCCUCACUUCUGGAACCGCUCAAUAUGGCAAUAUGAGAACACUGACCAAUGUUCAUGUUUUAUUGAACCUUAUUUAAUCGUGAUUUAUUUACUAAAUUUUUUUAUACGCAUUGCUCUUUUUCAUAGAGGAAAAAAAAAAAGUUGUUGUCCUAAAGAGCAUAGUGGAAUAAAAAUGAAGGAGACAUAUG
Molecule: messenger RNA, 3190 nt
Organism: Poecilia latipinna (sailfin molly)
Lineage: Eukaryota; Metazoa; Chordata; Actinopteri; Cyprinodontiformes; Poeciliidae
Gene: dclk1a
Product: doublecortin-like kinase 1a
Exons: 16
Coding region: 315-2651 (778 amino acids)
Biological process (GO): protein phosphorylation; intracellular signal transduction
Molecular function (GO): ATP binding; protein kinase activity
Source: RefSeq, a predicted model, not a curated record